Messenger RNA from Cucumis sativus (cucumber), 1348 nucleotides. Its product is annotated as umecyanin. NCBI's taxonomy places the organism in Eukaryota, Viridiplantae, Streptophyta, Magnoliopsida, Cucurbitales, Cucurbitaceae. Gene Ontology annotation, cellular component: plasma membrane. Gene Ontology annotation, molecular function: electron transfer activity. The record is from RefSeq and is a predicted model, not a curated record. Bases 597 to 1106 code for a protein of 169 amino acids. The transcript is spliced from 2 exons.
AUAGACUUUUAACAAUUUACAUUGGUAUAAAUUUGGUUAAAUUUCAACGAUGAUUUUAUAUGAAGGAUCAAGUCGCUACAAAUUAUAAUAUAUAUAUAUGAAUUAAAUUGUUUCAAGUUUGAAAUAAAAUGGACUAAGUUAUAACUUAUACGAAAUGAUUUUUAGCCGAUCUUUGUUGUUUUAACUAUUAAAAUGGCUAGAGAAACAAAAUUUGAUCAUCUAAUUAAAUCAGUCAAAAUGGCUUUAAUUUCCAUGUAAAAUUUCUACAUUAAAUCUUAACAAAAACCAAAUCUCAUAUUGAACAUAUAAUUCCUUUACAUGUUAUUUCCCUAAAAGAACCAAAGGAAUAAAAGAAAAAAACUAACUAACAAGAAACAAACAACUCUAACAUUUAAGUCCCAAAAAAAAGAGUGGUUUUGAGCCACACUCUUUCUGUUAUAUGUAUAUGCAUUAUUUUCAAUUUACUAAAAAUACACUUCUGAGUUUGUUUUUCAACAUAACUUUCAUAUAAAUACAUGUCAUGAUGGAUAAAAUAUCAAAAAGCCUAAAGCUUCAAGAGAGAGUUAAGAAAAAAGAGAGAUCAGCAAAAAAGUAAUAUGGGCAGCACAAUGAGCUUCGUUUCCUGUCUCAUUAUUGCUUUAGCAUUGGCAGCUGCCAUGGCUACAACUUCAACUGCUUCAACCACCUAUAAGGUUGGAGAUGAUCAGGGCUGGAAGGUUCCCAAGGACGACCCUGCCCAUUACAUGGCAUGGCCUGUCAAUAAGACAUUCACUGUCGGUGACAAACUCGAAUUCACAUGGACGGGCACACAUAAUGUGGCUGAGGUAACAAAGGAAGAGUAUACAAGAUGUGUUGAGGUAAAAACAGUUCAUGAGUUUAGCCCUGUGACAAUCUCUCUUGAUACUCCUGGCCCCAAAUACUUUAUCUGUGCCGUCGUUCCCCACUGCUCGUUUGGGCAGAGGUUAACUAUCGUUGUCGAACCUGAUAGCUCGACAACGCCACCAGCACCAGAACCAACACCAAGCUCUGCUCCCUCUUCACUCCUGGCAAAUUCUUUGUAUGCAGCUAUGCUCACCAUAGUUAGCAUGUUCUUCACUCGUCUGUAAGAAGACUUCAAGAUCUUUUGGCUCAUCUUCAUUAUGUAUUUUAUGUACUGUAACAAUGUAUUGAGAAGUAGGAAAUCCUGGCUAGUGGUAUUUGCCAGCCUGUUCAGUUUCAUUUACCAUUAUUGAAAUAAAAAAUUAACUUUAUUUGUAAAGGAAUUUACAGAAGAUUUCAUAUCAGCAAGUUCCCACACAUGACAUGUUUCUCUUUCCAAUAAUACCUCUAUGAUGUUUACAUCCAUCUU